CGCUUGCACUGUAUGUGGUAAGAUUGUCUCCUUCCCUGGUAAUAAUAACCUUCGAUUUUUUUUUAUGCAAAAGUGCAAAGCCAGGGGACAAACAAACAGCUGACGUGACUCCAGCAACCAAACCAUCUCGCCCAAAGCCAUUGAACUUUGACCGCACUGACUGAAAUUGCUAUCCCACUUAAACGAUUGGUCAGUUGCGGAGGUGUGUUCUGUGUUUGGACCUAUCAGAAAGCAGGUAAAAUGUCUCCUCCGAUCCGCCCAUAGGGCUAUAGGUGACAGUGAAUAAAAGGAAGCUGAUGUGGCCACUUCUGUCUCGUCACACCUAGGAGUUUCUACUGGCGACUUCUCUCACAGCAAAUUAAGCACAAUGGCCCCGGUAUUCCCAGCACUAACUGCAGAGCAGAAGAAGGAGCUGUCUGAGAUUGCCCAGCGUAUUGUGGCACCAGGCAAAGGAAUCCUUGCAGCAGAUGAGUCUGUGGGGACUAUGGGAAGCCGCCUCAAGCGCAUCAAUGUGGAGAACAUAGAAGAGAACAGACGUCUCUAUCGAGAGCUUCUUUUCACUGCAGAUCCCUCUAUAAAAGACAGCAUUGGAGGUGUCAUUCUUUUCCAUGAAACUCUCUACCAGAAGUCUCGAGAUGGAGUUCUUUUUCCCAAAAUCCUCAAGGAUCUUGGCAUUGUUGUAGGAAUCAAGGUAGAUAAAGGCACUGCUCCUUUAGCUGGAACUGAUGGAGAGACCACAACACAGGGUUUGGAUGGGCUUGCAGAAAGAUGUGCUCAGUAUAAGAAGGAUGGCGCAGACUUUGCAAAGUGGCGUUGUGUGCUGAAGAUCUCGGAUUCUGCACCAUCAAGUCUUGCUAUCUAUGAGAAUGCUAAUGUUUUGGCUCGAUAUGCCAGUAUCUGCCAGCAGAAUGGACUUGUGCCAAUUGUGGAACCAGAAAUCCUGUCUGAUGGGUCACAUGAUCUCCAAAGGUGUCAGUACGAGACUGAAAAGGUCCUGUCCGCUGUGUAUGCUGCCCUAAUUCAGCACCAUGUUUAUCUGGAAGGAACUCUAUUAAAACCAAAUAUGGUCACAGGGGGCCAGUCUUGUUCACAAAAAUAUACCCCACAAGAUGUUGCCAUGGCCACUGUCACUGCUUUAAGACGUACAGUCCCUCCUGCAGUUCCAGGUAUCUGCUUCCUCUCAGGAGGUCAAAGUGAAGAAGAGGCCUCCCUUAACCUGAAUGCUAUGAAUUGCUGCAGUCUUAAUCGCCCAUGGCGUGUGUCUUUCUCAUACGGUCGUGCUCUACAGGCAUCAGCACUCUCUGCCUGGGUUGGGAAGAGUGAGAAUGAGAAAGCUGCCCAGGAAGCCUUUGUUAAGAGGGCAAAGAUUAAUGGUUUGGCAACUCUUGGAAAAUAUGUUCCAUCUGGAUCUUCAGAUUCUGCUUCAUCUCAGUCUCUGUUUCAGCCUAGUUACACCUAUUAAACAGCCUGUCUGUGAUCUAUUCCAGUUGUUAAAAGCACAAAAUACCAAAAUCUGCAUUUGGUGACCAGUCUCCAAUCCAUGCCCUAAUGACAGAUUUACCAACAUUCCAAAUAGUAUUUUCUAAAGAAUGAGAUUAUUUGUAUGCCAAUUGUUUAAGUACCAUAGGUUUUUACUGGUAUGGGCCAAAAUCUGUAUAUUUCAAUUUUAUUUCAGCCCUCUUUGUACUCAAAGUAGUUCCAACAUUUGAGCAAGAGAUAAAUACUGUAUACAAAUUCAUAAAUAAUAUUUAGUGUGCAACAAAAUCACAUCAGUUUGACCUUUUUACUUCUUGUAUUAUUCCAAAAUGUAUUUCUGCCACAUUAAAAUUGAUCUUUACAUAC
Messenger RNA from Xenopus tropicalis (tropical clawed frog), 1842 nucleotides. It is a transcript of the gene aldob, whose product is annotated as aldolase, fructose-bisphosphate B. The record is from RefSeq and is a predicted model, not a curated record. Gene Ontology annotation, molecular function: fructose-bisphosphate aldolase activity. Bases 368 to 1462 code for a protein of 364 amino acids. The transcript has 8 exons. Lineage: Eukaryota; Metazoa; Chordata; Amphibia; Anura; Pipidae. Gene Ontology annotation, biological process: glycolytic process.